AUGACUAUCUCCCACGUGCCCUAUCCUUCCCCUUCUACCCUCAAGAGGUUCCCCCAUGUCCAUGAUGACCCUUCCACGUUGUCGCAUGCCCUGGACCCCUUCACUAUCACCACAUCUACAGGCUUCUUGCCAUAUGCCACUGCCCCCGUGGACCUUCCUGAUGCCUUCCACCCUCUCAAGUCCCUUGUGGAACGUAUGCCCGUCGUCAAGCUCGAUGGGAAGCCCGGUCUCUUGGCAACUUAUGAGUUCGGUCCUGCUGUUGCGGCAGAGUUGCCCGAUCUGACUGAUGAGGUUGAGAAACUUGUCCUUCCUGAUGGUUCGCCGGACCGCUUCACUAUGACUGCUGUCUUCCGGGACUACACCUUCGUAGCCUCGUCCUACUUGCUCGAACCCUGCUGGGAGAACUGGUGCAAGAAUCCAGACGAGGGGUAUGGUCUUGGACGGGAGGUCCUGCCCAAGUCUGUUGCUCGCCCCAUGUACCGCUGUGCUCAGAUCUUGGACCUUCCUCCAUUCAUGUCCUAUGCUGCCUCAUAUGCUCUCUUCAACUAUACCUUUGCCGAUCACUCGAAGGGUCUAUCAGACUACUCAAACCUGCGUCUGAUCCGCGGCUUCGAACGUGGCCUGGACCCCAAGAGCUCUGAGGCAGGCUUUAUCCUGACUCACGUCGACAUGGUCAAGGAGACUGGUUCUCUAAUCAGUGGUGUCCUACGAGUAGUUGAUACCCUGGAACAGCAUGGCCCACGAAACCAGAUCAACGAUGGUUAUCGUGAGAUCCUGACAGCCAUGGAGAAGAUCGAGGCAUCGAUGGAAGAUAUGUGGGGCAACUCCAAGCCAUCAGAGUACCUCUCUUUCCGCGUGUUCAUCUUCGGCAUAACAAAGCAAUCAAUGUUCCCGAGUGGCGUAAUCUACGACGGUGUUGAGGACAACAAGCCACUCUCCUUCCGCGGCGAGAGUGGUGCCAACGACAGCAUCAUCCCUCUCCUCGAUCACCUCUGCCAAAUUCCUAUGCCUGAAACUCCUCUUACCAAGAUCCUGCACGAAUUCCGCGCAUACCGCCCUGCGCCUCAUAGGGAGUUCCUUACCUACAUCCGCGAAAAGUCCGAGGAAAUCGGCGUCCAGAACUACUCCGUCCAGGAUUCCGAGACUGCAGUUCUUUUCCUGAAGGUGUUGAACCAUGUUCGCAGCUUCCGCUGGCGUCACUGGCUCUUUGCUCGCGAAUAUAUUAUUCGUCGGACUCCACACCCGACUGCUACCGGUGGAAGUCCUAUUGUGACUUGGUUGCCUAACCAGUUGUCCGCGGUUAUGGAUCUUAUGAUCCAUAUCUAUGAUUCUUACCUCGCACCUAAGGAGGGUGUCACAAUCGUGAAUGGAGCCAAGGAUCGCAUUGCUGGACACCGGAAACAGGUCGAGCCUAUGAUGGAGCUUGUGCGCGAUCAAAAGGAUAAACUGGCGAAGGAGGUGGAGAAGUGGUGCCAGGAGCGGGGGGUUUGA
Messenger RNA from Penicillium odoratum, 1491 nucleotides. Its product is annotated as indoleamine 2,3-dioxygenase family protein. The coding region runs from base 1 to 1491 and encodes 496 amino acids. Lineage: Eukaryota; Fungi; Ascomycota; Eurotiomycetes; Eurotiales; Aspergillaceae. Gene Ontology annotation, molecular function: heme binding; metal ion binding. The transcript is spliced from 5 exons. The record is from RefSeq and is a predicted model, not a curated record.